UUGUUAUUGUUUUUUUUUUUUGUUUUUUUAGACCAAUCGGUGUUUAAUUAACAGUUAACGGUUGAUAAUUGUUUUCUCUUGGACAUCCUUUUAUUUUCCCCCUCCGCCGUUGUUGUGCAGGUGUUGGACUCAGGGAGGCGGUUUUGCUCUGUAGGUGACCUCCAUACUGACCUCUCAAGACCCGCUGUGAGUGAGUGCGCGCGCGUGUGUGCGCAGCGAUCGGCUGUCUGUAAACCAACACAGCAGCAGCACGCGCUCCUUGACAACACAGCCAGUGAAGCAAAGCACGCGACCAGAGGCUCCUGUGAGUUCCACGAGCUGGAACUUAGCUUCCCAAUUAUGCGCAGGUAUAUAUUUUGAUAUAAAAUUCAGCCAAAGCGUUUCAGUGUCGGCAACCAAAUGGACUGGUGUACGGGCGAACUUACGUGAAACACGUCCUCGAACUGACUGAACUGGGCGUUAAACUUUACAAGCACAGUGUGUAAAGGAUGGUCUGAAGUCUCAUGUUUACUUUCGCUGUUGACAUUUGUGUACAAUUUGGAAGCAGACACAUAACCACCGCACCACGACUCCUGCAACGUGACAACGGACGAAGUCUGUGCUGAAUAUGACAGAGGACAUCAUGACGGCUGUUCGCGGAAAUGUUUCUCAAGCUGCAGGUGCUUCGGGACCUAAAGAUAGCGGACAGACUACGCCGACAAACGGGGCGAUCCCCUCAUUCACACCGGAGGAGCUCACCGAGGACUCGUCGUCUUGCACCAGCGAAUUGACCCGCACGUGGCUGAAGUUCGCCAAGACCUUCAUCAUUAUCUUCCCCAUUUAUGUCCUGGGUUAUUUAGAGUUCAGCUUUAGCUGGCUUUUGAUUGCAGUUACUAUAUAUUUCUUUUGGAGGAGAAACACGAGAUGUAAGAACACGAGGCUGAACAGAGCUCUCUCCUUCUUUGAGCAAGAGGACACUGUUAAACCGGAGCUGGAGGCAACUGAGUUACCAUCAUGGGUUCAUUAUCCAGAUGUGGAGAGAGCUGAGUGGCUAAAUAAGACAGUGAAACAGAUGUGGCCUUAUGUGUGUCAGUUUGUGGAGAAGCUUUUUAAAGAAACAAUUGAGCCAGCCAUAAAAGAAGCCAAUGCCCAUCUCAGCACGUUCAGCUUCAACAAGAUUGAUCUCGGAGAUAAGCCUCUCAGGAUCAAUGGGGUCAAAGUUUACACUGAGAAUGUGGACAAACGGCAGAUCAUCAUGGACCUCCAGAUCAGCUAUGUUGGAAAUACUGAAAUUGAUGUGGAUGUCAAAAGGUACUACUGUAGAGCAGGGAUCAAAAGUAUACAGCUACAUGGAGUGCUGCGGGUGAUUCUUGAACCACUUCUGGGGAAUAUGCCGCUGGUUGGGGCGCUUUCCCUCUUCUUCCUCAAGAAACCACUAUUGGACAUAAACUGGACGGGCCUCACAAACAUAUUGGACAUUCCAGGGCUUAAUGGCUUCUCAGAUCACAUGAUUCAGGAUAUUAUCAGUAGUUACAUGGUGCUGCCCAACCGGAUCACUGUACCACUGAUAGGUGAGAUUGAACUGGCACAACUACGCUUCCCCAUGCCAAAGGGAGUUCUUAGGAUUCAUUUUCUUGAAGCUCAGAAUCUAGAAGUCAAGGAUACGUAUCUAGGUGGGCUGAUUAAAGGCAAGUCAGACCCAUAUGGCAUGCUGCUGGUCUGCAACCAGCUCUUCAGAAGCAAGACCAUCAAAGAAUGUCUGCACCCCAAAUGGAAUGAGGUGUAUGAGGCACUAGUAUAUGAACAUUCAGGACAACAUCUGGAAAUUGAGCUGUUCGAUGAAGACCCAGAUAAAGAUGACUUCUUGGGCAGUCUAAUGAUUGACUUGAGUGAGCUCCAUAAGGAACAGAAGGUUGAUGAGUGGUUUGACUUGGAAGAAGUAACUACAGGCAAGCUUCAUCUGAGAUUAGAGUGGCUGUCUUUGUACCCAAGUUCUGAAAAACUAGAUCAAGUUCUGAGAGGCAUAAGGGCUAACGACAAUCUCUCCUCAGCUCUGCUAGUUGUUUACCUAGACUCUGCCAGAAAUUUGCCGAGUAUCUUUGAGGGCAACUUUGGCUGUGGAAACCUGAAGGAGAGGAGGGCCUCUGGUCUAGUCUUUUGUGAGAAACCUGACUCUCUCUAUAGAACUUUAUUUUCUGGGAAGAAAGUGAGCAUAGAUCCAAACUCUUUUGUCAAACUGACUGUAGGACAAAAGACUAACACAAGCAAGGUGAGGUAUAAAACAAGUGAGCCACUGUGGGAGGAGACCUUUUCGUUUCUUAUCAACAACCCCCGCACUCAGGAACUGGAAGUUGAGGUGAGGGAUAGUAAACACAAGUGCUCUCUGGGUAGUAUGCAAGUGGCACUUAGUUCUCUUCUGAAGGAGCCAGAAAUGACACUGAAUCAGCAGUUCCCCCUGCAGAACUCCGGUCCCAGCAGCACCCUCAAACUCAAGAUUGCUCUCAGGGUCCUCUGUUUGGAGAAGGAGGUUUUGUCCAGUCAGCAAUCAUCUGUCCGAGUCAGACACACUUCUGUGUCCUCGCAACCUCAAACAGCAACCAGCAACUCCACAGUCAUCCAGACGCCACACAACCCAUCACCUAACUCUCCACCAGACGCCUCGAAAGGGAAAAGAGGAUCAGGUGGCUCCCCAGUGAGGUUAGCAGAGACAGGCCGCAGUAUCUCCUGUCUGGGGAUCAGUAGUUCGCACGAGCACCCAUCUCACAGAGACUCUAUGCACAGUCUGGCCUCUGACAUUUCACUGCCUUGUGCUACACUUGAACUGCAACAGAGAUUACAUCAACUACAAAAUGGCUCUGGAAUAAGCCAAUAUCCACUUGGUGAAGUCCAGCUCACAAUUCGACACAGCUCCCAAAGGAACAAACUCAUUGUUGUGGUUCAUGCAUGUCGAAACCUCAUUGCACUCACCAGAGAUGGCUCAGAUCCCUAUAUCCGUCUGUACCUGUUGCCAGACAAAAGCCGGAGUGGCCGCAGAAAAACCAGCACACACAAGAAGACGCUCAACCCUAUCUAUGACCAAUCCUUUGAGUUUAGUGUGUCUAUAGUGGAAUUGCACAGGAGGACUCUGGACAUUGCUGUAAAGAAUGGAGGAGGACUGCUCUCCAAACACAAAGUACUGCUGGGCAAGGCACUUGUGGAUUUGGCAAGUGAAGACAUUUCUAAAGGAUGGACUCGAUGGUAUAAUCUGACUGAGGAUGGAUCAAAGAAAAUAAUUCAGACGUAGCAGUCCAUACAAGAAAGCAGGACCGAGCAUGAUAAUGGAACACUAGAUAACUGGGACACUGGCAUGUCAGAGCCCAAGCAUUCCCUGGCAGAAAAGCAGUGUUUAGCAAACUAAACCUGGCUACUUCUACUGGGAUUUACACUGGCCUACAAUGUACCUCUCUCAUUCACAGCAGACUAAAAUUGCCACCUUAAGCCUCAAUGCGCUUUUUAUCCUCAAUUUAUGUUUUAUCCGUUUAUUCACUCUCUCUUAUUUGUGUUUGCUGCACGUGGAACACAUGGUUUCACUUUCCUGUGUCAAUGGCUCUUAAAUGGUACAUAUUACAAAUCAUUUGGGUUCCUUGUGAACAACAGUUAAUGAACACACAGUUAUUUUGACAAUAUUCUCAGUUUUAGGGUUUUGUACUACUUGAUGUUAACAAAUUGGGAAAAAAAAAAAAAAAAUUAUUUCUGUUGUCAGAAAGUCAAGACGUGUUCAUGUAGCAUUGUUGCUUGAAACAGGAUAUUAUAUAAAACACAUGGCCAAAGAGGUGGUUUAGGGUCACAUUUGCACAUGUGGGUUGCAAAUGAAAUAAACUCUGUAUGUAUAUAUGAACACUUUUUUUCCCCCAGUAUAUUUUUUUGAUGCUUUGAUUUCGACUUGGUGUACUUUGGUUAUCUACCACAGUAACGGAAAUCUAAGUUAAGCUUAGCGCUUCAUAAUUUAUUGAUAAUACUUUAUUUUAAAAGUAUUUUACUGUUUCCUGUUACACAGAACACAAAUGAAAAAGCCUGUAUAGAAACAGUAAGCUAAGAGUAAGCAAAAUAGUGUAUAUACUAUGUGAAAUAUAUUAUUUGCUUGGUCGCACAGUGUAUUGGUUAUGGAUUGUCUAAAGACUGUGAAAUGGCUGUUGGUUUGAUUUCCAGCCUUAUUCUUCUCUAUGCAUUGUGCAUGAUAUUACUGAAAUAUAAAUUUAGCUUGAAUUGGUGAACUCCAUUUAUUUGAACCCUUUGAGUGUGAUUCUCUUUCUCAGAGAGCCUAUGUAAGGCAAAAACUGAAUGUCUUUUAUUAUCUUUAUAUUAUUAUUAUUAUUAAAAAUAUUUUUAUUUUUGUCUGUUCAUACUGUUGUUUCUUCAUGAAGCAAUCUAAUAAAACAAUGCUGAAAAUUU
Messenger RNA from Myxocyprinus asiaticus (Chinese sucker), 4410 nucleotides. RefSeq names its product extended synaptotagmin-2-like. Gene Ontology annotation, biological process: lipid transport. The transcript has 23 exons. Gene Ontology annotation, molecular function: lipid binding. The record is from RefSeq and is a predicted model, not a curated record. NCBI's taxonomy places the organism in Eukaryota, Metazoa, Chordata, Actinopteri, Cypriniformes, Catostomidae. Bases 608 to 3262 code for a protein of 884 amino acids.